CCACCCUUUCCCCUUUCUCCACAGUUUCCAUUUCUUUUUUUUUUUUUUCCCUUUCCCCGUUUACUCUCCAGCCACUGACGCUCACUCCAUCACUCUCUUAGCUGUGUUUUUAAUCGUCCCUUCUCUCUCUCUCUCUCUCUCGCUCUGACUUCCCCUGGUUCCCGCGCCUUUAAUUUGUCGGCAGGACUCUACCGGCACCAUUCCGCAUUCGUCUCUUCUCUCUCUCACUCCCCCAACUCCCUUCCAUUCCGCAUGUUACGCCGCUCUACCUCCUCGCUCUUUCAGGUGAUCAACGCAACUUCAUGCAUUACCUGAUUCGCUUCACCGGAGUUCCCCCGGCCGGAACCGAAUCCCGCCUCGCUACCGGAGCUUGCUUUUUCCCUUCCCCUGUUUGUUUGUUUGUUCGUUCUUGCUGUGUCGUUUUCUGCUUUCUUACUGCUUUGCUUUCUUUUGUUUCUAUUGCGGCAGAUGCGGCGUGCGUGAGAAGCAAAACUUGCGGGGCCAUGGAGAGUCAAAGCAAAGGCUGGUUGUGGCGGAAGAAAUCCGGCGAGAAACCGAGCGCUGCUGCUGCUGAAAAGUCGGGCCUCCCUCUCAGACCGGACGACGAUGAGAUACAGAACCUUUUGACGGAAAAGGAGGAGUUGGAGUACAACAUCAGAAUUUUGAACGAGAAGCUCGAUUCCGCUCUCUUGGACUCCAAUGCUAAACAUAGUCUUGCCACAGAUCAUGCCAAAACAGCAAACGAAGCCAUGGAAGAAGCAAGAGGAAAGUCUCUGAAGCAAGAACUGGACGAGGCUUUACAGGAGAGAGCAGCUGGAGAGGACAGAUCCGCGCAGCUGGAUGCCGCUCUAAAGGAGUGUAUGCAACAGCUCCGCUUUGUGAGAGAAGAGCAGGAGAGAAGGAUUCACGAUGCAGUGACCAAAGCUUCCAUGGAGUUUGACGAGUCUCGAGUGAUCCUCGAAGAAAAACUGGCCGAGACGGGCAAAAGGCUAGCUAAGCUCGGGGUCGAGAAUACUCAGCUCAGCAAAGCUCUAUUGGCGAAGGAGAAGACGAUCGAAGAGCUGAAUAAGCAGAAGGCUCAGCUGGAAUCCGACUUGAAAGAUCUAAGCGUCAGCUUGGAGUUCACGGAGAAGGACAACGGUUCUCUCAAGUAUGAGGUUAGGGUUUUGGAGAAGGAGCUGGAGAUUCGGAAUGAGGAGAGGGAAUUCAGCAGAAGGACGGCUGAUGCGUCGCACAAGCAACAUCUGGAGAGCGUGAAGAAGAUUGCAAAGUUGGAAGCGGAAUGCCAGAGGCUGCGCCUCCUUGUCCGGAAGAGACUGCCGGGCCCGGCUUCCAUGGCGAAAAUGAGGAGCGAGGCGGAAAUCCUGGGGAGGGAUUCAGUUGAAUCGAGGAGGAGAAGGUCAGUUACUGGUUCUGGUUUGAUAAUGGAUGAUUAUGCUGAUGAAAGGUCUGCCACCAAAGCCAUUAACAAUUUGACUGAGCAGUUGAGUGCUGUGGAAGAACAGAACAAGGCUCUCGUCGAAGCACUCGGUAAAAAGGAGAGCGAGCUGCAAUCUUCUAGAGCUAUGUUUGCUCGUGCAGCUUCCAGAUUAUCACCACCGGUUGACUCGCGCAUUUAUGAAUCGCCCAAGUGGCGAACAUCCUUGGAGCUCUCAAAGCUGGGUCUUGUGCCCCAUGAUAUCUCACUAAGCUCGGUGUCUGAAGCUGGUAGUGAUGAUAAGGUUAGCUCUGCUGAAUCUUGGCCUUGUGCCUUGACUUCAGAACCGGAAAACUCCAAGCAUGGUAAAAAGAAUGGCUCAUUGUCCAGAAAAAGUAUUGGUGCUCCGGACAUGGAUCUGAUGGAUGAUUUUGCUGAAAUGGAAAGACUUGCAAUCGUCUCAGUGGAUAAGCAGCAGUCUGGAAGUCCUCAACUUUCUUCUAGCAAUAGCAGUGCAGUGAUUAGCCCCUUCAAACCCGAUCUUAUAGAAAGGGUAACUGGUAUGGAGAUUGUUCCAGUAUUGGAUUCUGGUUUAAGGCAAUCCAGUGAUACUACAAGUGCGAAAGCUCCUGGUUGGCUUCAGGAAAUUCUUAAACUGGUGCGGGAGCAAAACCGAGUCACUAAGAGAAAGCCUGAUGAAAUUCUGGAGGAGAUAAGAGUAGCUUUGGCAAAUGUAGAGACUAUAAGUCCCACUAAAGAUGCUGAUGGUACUCCAGUGAACUCUUCCACUCCCAUUAGUGGAUAUCUCUUAUGGAAAUCCAAAGAUAAAACUGAUAUCACUGACUUUAAUGGUGCAGCAAAUGACAUGGAUGCCCCUCAUUCUGAUCUGGGGAAGUCUGUGUCAAAGAUAUUAGAGCUGGUAGAAGGUAUUGCUAGACAGAAUCCAGGCUACACCAAUAACUCCGAGUCCGUGUCAAGCAAGGAUUCUAGUUCUUUUCCUUAUAAGACUACAGAUAUGACAAUGGGUUACACGGUCCGUGUUUUCCAGUGGAAAACCUCUGAGCUGAGUGCUGUAUUGCAGCAAUUUAUUCAUGUAUGCUAUGAUCUGCUGAGCGACAAAUGUAACAUGACCAAGUUUGCUCAGGAACUCCUGUCUGCUCUCGACUGGAUCAUAAACCAUUGCUUCUCACUUCAAGAUGUGUCGAGCAUGAAGGAAGCAAUAAAAAAGCAUCUUGAUUGGGAUUCGAAAAGCGAAGGUGAUCACGGAGAGGUUGGCAUUAUCAGCAAUGAGAAGGAUGAAGGCAAGAAGUUCAACUCAGGCUUGGCUGAUAUGAUAUCUGCCAAGGAGGCCUUGGAAGAAAGACUGAAGUCAGCGACUGAGAAGAGUGAAUCUUUGACGCUUCAAGUUCAGGAAUCAGAGAAAACCAGUGCAAGCUUGCAAUCGGAGCUGGAUAAUGUGGGAGGAUCGAGGGGAUCUAUUGAGAAUCAAAUUGAGGCUCAUAGGGUGAUGAAAGAAGAUCUUGAUACUCAACUAGUGAUGGCCAAGGCAGAACUAAGUGAGGCUCGCCGAAAACUUUCUUCCUUGGAAGUGGAACUGGAUAACAGAAAUAGCUGCUGCGAGGAUUUGGAGGCCACUUGUGUUGACUUGCAACUCCAACUUGAAAGUGUGACAGAGAACACGACCCCUAAAACUGAAGUCCAUCCUGAAGAUCAGCUUCGAACUAAUUGGGAGAUAGCAGCAGCUUCAGAAAAAUUGGCAGAGUGCCAAGAGACCAUCCUGAACCUGGGGAAGCAGCUGAAGGCAUUAGCUUCACCAAACGACGCUGCUAUAAUCGACAAGGUCGUCUCUAAGCCAGACGAAGUAAAUACAACCCCCGACACUGCCACUGGUGCCACACCCAGGGCAACGUUGACGAAUCAGAGGUCGUCACUCUUAGACCGGAUGCUAGCAGAGGACAGUGUUAAAGCCACAGCUAAUGCAGCAGCCGAACCCUUAGAAAAGAUCCUCAAUUUAAACAAAAGCAAGCACCAUAACGACGAUGAUGGUGUCACAGUUAACAGCCUGGCCAUUGUGCCUAGCCGGAAACAUGGAAUCGGAGGGCUGUGGAGGAAGUUGCUAAGGAAGAAGAAAAAAUCUGCCGCUGGGCAGAAACCACCCAUUGCAUUUCCCAAGUGAUUUCUCUACCCCUUGGAAAAGAUGGAGUUGCCUUUAUUUUCUUCUUUGGCUUGUUUCGCCUGAGCUUUGUGCAUUGCUUCUGUAGAUAUACGAACAUUGAAGCCCAGCUUGUUGGGUCCUUUUCUUGUAUUGGCGCGUCUGAAUGUGAGAAAAUAAGGAAAAGCUGCCUGGAAAGUAGUUUCCAAAGACCUUGCAGAAGGGAACAUAUCCAGUUGUAAUUGAACUCUGCAUUGUGUAUUAUCGAAAACGAAAAAGAGUUCGCAGUGUGUAAUCUUAACAUGAAGAGAGAAGAAAAUUUCUCUUUUGACACUCAACUCUCAGUCUCUGUACUCCAAGAAUCUGGCAACAUCAUGAAGACCAGCCUCCUUAUAGCAGCCGACAAUCCGGUCCAAGUAAUCGUCCC
Messenger RNA from Linum tenue, 3996 nucleotides. The record is from the annotation of a GenBank genome assembly. Lineage: Eukaryota; Viridiplantae; Streptophyta; Magnoliopsida; Malpighiales; Linaceae.